UUUUACUUGGAAAUAAUGACUUUCUAAUCUGUUUUUUGUAGGAUGAUUUAUCAUAUCCAAUCUUGAGGAAUAUAUAAAAUUUGGGUGCUUUGCUGUUUUUGUUUUCUUAGUUUGAUUCUCGGGGAGCUAAUUUUUCUUUUCUUUUCCUUUUUUGCUGUUUUUGAGCUUAGAGAGAUUAAAGUUUUGAUCUUUGACAAAUUUGGUAGUUGAAAGUGAGAAUCUUUAGUUUGUAAAUAUGGAUUUUAGGGAUAUCGGUGUAGGAAAAGUUUAGGCUUGUUUGUUGUGUUUAGAGGCUGAUUAUUGGUUUUGUGAGUUUAGAUGAUCAAUUAGGUUUUUUUAAAGAAUGUUAUCUGAAUUGGAUAGUAGACCAAUGAUAGGAAGUAGCGAAGAAUCAUUUGGGGAUGAUUUGGAGAAAGAGAUAGGAUUAUUACCCCGUGAACAGCAUAGUAGGCAAGAGGCUGAUGAACUUGAACGCGAACUAAACUUGUAUAGAAGUGGCUCCGCACCUCCUACCGUGGAGGGCUCACUGAGUGCAGUCGGCGGUUUGUUUGCGGGAGGAGCUGCAGCUGGUUCCGGCGCCACCACCUCCUUUUCAGCUUUUGCUGGAGCUAAAAAUGGAAAUGGGUUUGCAUCUGAGGAAGAACUCAGGUCUGAUCCAGCUUAUCAUUCAUACUAUUACUCAAACGUGAAUCUUAACCCAAGGCUCCCACCUCCAUUGCUUUCCAAGGAGGAUUGGAAGUUUGCGCAGAGGUUGAAGGGAGAGAAUUUAGCUAUAGGUGGGAUUGGAGAUAGGAGGAAAGUGAAUAGGGUUGAUAACGGUAGCAGUAGGUCGUUGUUUGCGAUGCCACCGGGAUUUGAUUCCAGGAAACAAGAGAAUGAAGCAGAGGCGGAUAAAGUGUUUAGCUCGGCCUCAGCAGACUGGGGUGGGGAUGGACUCAUUGGUUUGUCUGCUAUAGGACUCGGAAGCAAACAGAAAAGCUUUGCCGGAAAUUUUCAGGAUGAUCUAGGACACACUGCUCCAGUCACCAGGAUACCAUCUCGUUCUGCCAGUCGUAAUGCUUUUGAUGAGAACUUUGAGAAUGUAGGUUCUGCUGAAUCUGAGCUGGCUCAUUUGCGUCGUCAACUGACUUCUGCAGAUCCUUUAAGGUCAAGUGGAAGUGGUCAGGGAUCGUCUGCUGUCAAUAACAUUGGGCUGCCUUCUUCAUAUACUUAUGCUGCUGUUGUAGGCACUUCAAUGUCUAGGAGUACUACUCCUGAUCCCCAACACAUAGCUAGGGCCCCUAGUCCUUGUCCGACACCAAUUGGAGGAGGCAGAGCUGGCAACUCUGAGAAAAGAAACGUAAAUAGUCCAAGUGCAUUUGGUGGUGUCAUAUCUAGUGUCAAAGGGUCUGAGGAUCUCGUGGCUGCUUUAUCAGUCAUGAACUUGUCAUCAAAUGGUGUUAUUGAUGAAGAUAACCAGUUAGCAUCACAUAUCAAAGAAGAUGUUGAAAAUUGCAAGAAUUAUCUACUUGGUUUGCAAGAUGGUCAGAAUCAUAUCAAACAGCAGGCUUACUUGAAGAAAUCAGAAUCUGGCCAUUUACAUAUGCCUUCAGCUAAGAGUAAUGGGAGCAGAUCUGUGCUCCAGAAAUCUGCUGUUCCAUCAAACAACUAUUAUUCGAAAGGAUCACCCUCUUCAGCUCUCAAUGGCAGUGGCAGCUUACCUGCUCAGUUUCAGCAUGGCGAUGGUGCAAAUGUGUCAUUUCCAAAUUAUGGGUUAAGUGGUUACGCUUUAGAUCCUUCUUUGGCCAAUAUGAUGCCUAACCAACUUGGAACCAGUAAUCUGCCACCAUUGCAUGAAAAUGUUGCCGCCGCAUCAGCUAGGGAAGUCUCUGGAAUGGGCUCCAGAGUGCUUGGAGGAGCUUUCGGUUUUGGACAAAACAUUUCAAAUUCUGCUUCUGAGUCCCAUAAUCUUGGUAGAGUCGGAAGCCCAAUCGCCGGGAAUGCUCUGAAUGCACCUUCUAUCGAUCCUUUGUAUCUUCAGUAUCUAAGGACAUCUGAUUUUGCUGCCUCACAGCAGGCAGCUCUAAAUGAUCCCUCCAUGGAUAGGAAUUUCCUUGGUAAUUCAUACAUGAACUUGCUUGAGCUUCAAAAAGCUUAUCUUGGAGCUCUACUAUCACCCCAGAAAUCCCAGUAUGGUCUUCCUUUGGGUGCAAAAUCUGGUAGUUCUAAUCUCCAUGGUUUUUAUGGAAAUACGACCUUUGGAGCUGGCAUGUCUUAUACUGGAAGCCCCUUAGCAAGUGCUGUUAUUCCAAAUUACCCUGUUGGACCUGAUAGUCCUAUCAGACACACUGAUCUGAAUAUGCGUUUUUCUUCUGGGAUGAGGAACCUAGCUGGGGGUGUCAUGGGACCCUGGCAUUUGGAUCCUGAUGAAAGCUUUGCUUCCUCCCUACUUGAAGAGUUUAAGAGCAAUAAAACAAAGUGUUUUGAACUUUCAGAGAUUGCUGGUCAUGUUGUUGAGUUCAGCGUGGAUCAGUAUGGCAGCCGCUUUAUUCAGCAAAAACUUGAAACAGCCACAACUGAAGAGAAAACUAUGGUUUAUGAGGAAAUCAUGCCUCAAGCUGUUGCUUUGAUGACUGACGUCUUUGGUAAUUACGUUAUUCAAAAGUUUUUUGAGCAUGGACUUCCAAGUCAGAGAAGAGAACUUGCCAGCAAGCUUUUUGGUCAUGUUUUAACACUUGGUCUUCAAAUGUAUGGGUGUCGGGUGAUCCAGAAGGCCAUAGAAGUUGUUGAUCUGGAUCAGAAGAUUAAAAUGGUUCAAGAGCUUGAUUGUGGUGUGAUGCGUUGUGUACGUGAUCAGAAUGGCAACCAUGUCAUCCAGAAAUGUAUUGAAUGUGUUCCUGAGGAGAACAUUCAAUUUAUAGUUACAACAUUUUUUGAUCAAGUUGUGACCCUUUCUGCUCAUCCAUAUGGGUGCCGAGUGAUACAGAGAAUACUAGAGCACUGCAAGGACCCAAAAACACAGAGUAAGGUUAUGGAUGAAAUUUUAGGAUCUGUUAGCAUGUUGGCCCAGGACCAAUAUGGCAAUUAUGUUGUCCAGCAUGUACUGGAGCAUGGAAAGCCUCAUGAGCGCUCAAUUAUAAUUAAGGAGUUAGCUGGAAAGAUUGUCCAGAUGAGUCGGCAGAAGUUUGCCUCUAACGUUGUUGAGAAGUGCUUAACUUUCGGUGGUCCUUCUGAACGUCAGCUAUUGGUAAACGAAAUGCUUGGCUCUACGGAUGAGAAUGAGCCUCUUCAGGCAAUGAUGAAAGAUCAAUUUGCGAACUACGUUGUACAAAAAGUACUGGAGACUUGUGAUGAUCAGCAACGGGAGCUGAUCCUCUCUCGAAUUAAGGUCCAUCUAAAUGCAUUGAAGAAGUACACUUAUGGAAAACAUAUUGUGGCGCGUGUAGAGAAACUUGUUGCUGCUGGGGAAAGGAGAAUUGCUGCUCAGUCCCCACCCCCUGCUGCAGCUUAGUUGGUGUAGGAAAUAAUGUGUUUGUACAGCUAACAGAAGCUAUUAUGAGAGCUUUCCCCUAUCGUUUUAGAUUGGUAAGGUCUGUAUGGAAAUAAAAGUUGUUGCUUGUACUGGGAAACUGUACAUUUUGUAGCUUAAGAUGUAUACAUAGGAUGGAGCAAACCCGAGGCUUCAGUCGUUGAAUACAACUGGUGCCCCCCAUGCAGAGGAGUUAUUACGGGUAAAAAUUUUAAAUGCCGAGUUUAGGACUGUACAAAAUGUUGGCUUGUGGAGAGCCGUUGAUGUUUAGGCGAGGCCACUGUUUCACCCCCUCGAUGUACGCUUAAUGACAUUUCUAUUUUUUCCCUCUUAAUUGCAGUUUGUUUCUUGCUGCCA
Hibiscus syriacus is the source of this 3865-nucleotide messenger RNA. RefSeq names its product pumilio homolog 2-like. The transcript has 9 exons. Gene Ontology annotation, biological process: post-transcriptional regulation of gene expression. NCBI's taxonomy places the organism in Eukaryota, Viridiplantae, Streptophyta, Magnoliopsida, Malvales, Malvaceae. Gene Ontology annotation, molecular function: mRNA binding. Bases 344 to 3490 code for a protein of 1048 amino acids. The record is from RefSeq and is a predicted model, not a curated record. Gene Ontology annotation, cellular component: cytoplasm.